Molecule: messenger RNA, 1683 nt
Organism: Vicia villosa (hairy vetch)
Lineage: Eukaryota; Viridiplantae; Streptophyta; Magnoliopsida; Fabales; Fabaceae
Exons: 2
Coding region: 1-1683 (560 amino acids)
Source: RefSeq, a predicted model, not a curated record
AUGUCGAAGCUCCCACAACAAAUGAAGGAAAUUCAUGGAAUGCAGAUGAAUUCUCAAGUAGCAAGCUGUGAACUUUGCAAAGGUGACCACCCUACCGGCUUUUGUCCACCACCCGAAGGAGAGGAAGUUAAUAAUGUGAACAACCAACAUCAAGGCUAUCAAAGGCAACCUCCAUACCACAACAACUCUUAUCAAAGGAACAGCCAAGGAUUUCAACCAUCAAGAUUCAACAACCAACACAAUCAACAGCAAAGUCCCUAUCAAAGUCCAAUUCCACAAGGUCAAAGUCAACAACCUCAAGGCGGAAGCUCAAAAUUGGAAGAUACUCUCAACCAAUUCAUGCAAGUUUCUAUGGAGAAUCAAAAGACUAAUGUGGCUGCCAUAAAGAAUUUAGAGAAUCAAGUGGGGAAGCUUGCAAAACAAUUGGCCGAACAACAAACGGGAUCUUCUUUUUCCGCAAACACUCAACCUAAUCCAAAAGAGUAUUGCAAAGCAAUUGUCACAAGGAGCGGAAGAGAGGUGAACAAUGAAGCUAAUGAGGAAGUAAUAGUGGAGGAUGAUGGAUUUGUUGUUGUUGAAGAUGAGGAGGAUGGGAUAGUGGUGGAAAAAGAAAAAGAAAAAGAAGAGGAGGAACAACUUCAAAUAAAUAUUCCAUUUGUCGAAGCAUUAGAACACAUGCCAAAAUAUGCAAAAUUCUUGAAGGACAUCCUCACCAAAAAGAAGCGAUAUCCGGAUAACGAAACCAUCAUGCUUGAUGUUCAAUGUAGUGCUAUCAUUCAAAGAACCCUUCCAAGAAAAGAAACCGAUCCGGGACGAGUCAUCCUACCGGUCACCAUUGGAGGUACUUAUAUUGGCAAUGGUCUAAUUGAUUUGGGUUCUAGCAUUAAUCUCAUUCCUUUGUCUAUCAUAAAGAGAUUGGGGAAUAUUGAGAUGAAGUCUACCCGGAUGACACUACAACUAGCCGAUAAGUCUACAACCUCACCCUAUGGAGUUGCUCAAGACAUAUUGGUAAAAGUUGACAAAUUCUUGUUUCCGGUAGAUUUUGUGGUGGUGGAUAUGGAAGAAGAUAGAGAUGUUCCGUUGAUUCUUGAAAGGCCAUUUAUGAAAACAGCCCGGAUGAUGAUAGACAUUGAUGAUGGACUCAUGAAAGUGAGAGUGCAAGAUGAGGAGGUCACUUUUAAUCUCUUCGAAGCGAUGAAGCACCCCAAAGAAAAACACGAUGUUUUCCGUAUGGAUGUCAUUGAAGAGGAAGUCGUGGGAGUUGCCAAUCAUGUUCAUAUCUCUAGUCCAUUAGAGAAAUGUCUCAUAGGUGAUUACCACAAUUCUUUCAAAGAUGAAGAAGAGGAAAUUGAGGCUAUUUUGGGAAGAUUGGAGUCUUGUGGAGAAAUUGAUCAAAAGGAGGAAAAGAUAGAGGAAUUAGAUGCGGAAAAGAAAGUGGAAGAAACCAAAGUUGAAUUAAAGUUGCUGCCCACUCAUUUGAAGUAUGUGUUCCUUGGCGAAAAUUUCACCAAACCGGUGAUAAUUAGUAGUGCUCUAUCACCAAAGGAGGAAAAUAGGUUAAUUGAGGUGUUGAAGAGAAAUGAGGGAGCUUUAGGUUGGGUGCUGUCCGACUUGAAGGGGAUUAGCCCAGCUUAUUGUAUGCAUAACAUCAUGAUGGAAGACGAUUUCAAGCCCGUAGCAUAA